GAGAGAGAGAGAGAGUGAGAGAGAGAGAGAGCAUCAGUCAGGCCUGUGCGCGUCUAUUGUUCGCUCAGCGUGUGAACACAAAGACUCUUGAGGCGGGUUCAUCGAGCACGAGCGCCGCGGAUCUGCAGCUUGAGGCCUCGCACGACUCAAACGGGCCGAUUUUUAACAAAUUAAUCACGAUUCUCGUAAUUUAACACCGAUUCUCAUGAUCAUUCUCGUCCCGGGAUUCACAUAAUCCCGUGUGGAGUCGCUCGGUCCUCCGGUACAUCAGUGUUUCAGGCUGUUCCUCCAAGUCAUUCAAGCUGUACUCCCCAAAGGAGCCGCCCAACGGAAGCGCUUUCCCCCCCUUCCACCCCGGCACCAUGCUGGACAGAGACGUCGGCCCGACGCCCAUGUACCCCCCCACAUACCUGGAGCCUGGCAUCGGGAGACACACACCGUAUGGAAAUCAGACCGACUACAGGAUAUUUGAACUAAACAAGCGGCUCCAGAACUGGACAGAGGAGUGUGAUAAUCUGUGGUGGGAUGCUUUCACUACUGAAUUCUUUGAAGAUGAUGCAAUGCUCACCAUCACUUUCUGUCUGGAGGACGGCCCUAAACGAUACACGAUUGGUCGGACGCUGAUUCCCCGUUAUUUCAGGAGUGUGUUUGAGGGCGGCGCCAACGAGCUGUACUACAUCCUGAAACACCCGAAAGAGUCUUUCCACAACAAUUUUGUGUCUCUUGACUGUGAUCAGUGCACGAUGGUUACACAGAAUGGCAAACCCAUGUUCACACAGGUGUGUGUGGAGGGCCGUUUGUACCUGGAGUUCAUGUUUGAUGACAUGAUGAGGAUAAAGACGUGGCAUUUCAGCAUCCGGCAGCACAGAGAGCUCAUUCCCCGCAGCAUCCUGGCCAUGCAUGCUCAGGACCCACAGAUGUUGGAUCAACUGUCCAAAAACAUCACCAGAUGCGGCCUGUCCAACUCCACCCUCAACUACCUCCGAUUGUGUGUGAUCCUGGAGCCCAUGCAGGAGCUGAUGUCCAGACACAAGACGUACAGUCUGAGUCCCAGAGACUGUCUGAAGACCUGCCUGUUCCAGAAGUGGCAGAGGAUGGUCGCUCCACCAGCUGAACCAGCCAGACAGGCACCAAGUAAACGGCGGAAGCGCAAGAUGUCUGGUGGCAGCACCAUGAGCGCAGGCACUAAUAAUAACAGCAACAGUAAGAAGAAAAGCCCAGCAAACAGCUUCCCGCUGUCCAGUCAAGUUCCUGAUGUGAUGGUGGUGGGAGAGCCCACUCUGAUGGGGGGGGAGUUUGGUGACGAGGACGAGCGUUUGAUAACACGACUGGAGAACACGCAGUUUGACGCCGCCAAUGGCAUCGAUGACGAGGACAGCUUUAACAACUCGCCUGCGCUUGGCGCCAACAGCCCCUGGAACAACAAACCACCAUCUAGUCAAGAGGGCAAGAACGACAACCCCACUUCACAAGCGUCUCAGUGAGACUCAGGGCGAGGCUGAGGACAGCCAAUGGGAGCAUUGGGUAUCAAACAGGAAGAGAUUGCAGCCAUGCAGUCAAAGGUCGAUUCAUUCAUCUACCUGCAGGAUGGCGCCCAGCGCUGGACUUCCUGUGUCAGAGGAAACCGACACCAGAGAGGACCAGAGAUGAGCGCCACAACACAAACCACUUAAUCAACGCACACACACACUCACACACAGGACUGAUGAAGAGUAAAUCUCAUAAACCUUUCCGGCUCAUAUUUCACCCCACAAUCAAAACAGUUCAAAAUGACUGAGAAUCACCAUAUAGAAUAAGUACUGCAAACUCAAAAGUCAAACGCCCUGGGGUGAUUCUCAAGAAAUUGUCCUGGUCAUAUUUUACCCCAAAUCAAAAAAAGAAAUUGUUUUUGAAUAUAUUUUGUGUAUAUUUGCAUUGUGACAUUGUUUUCAGGACACCUAUUUAACCCCCCCAAUUCUCAGUACGGUAACAUGUCUGGAUGUUUUUCUUUAUUAUUCCUGUUGUUUUCAGUGAUGAUUGUCAUUACUGCAAUAGUCUUUAUGUAUUACAGUACAGAAGAUGCUGUCAUACUCUAUCAGCAAAAAUUAGUCAGUAUCAAGUAAGUCCUAAUAUGAUUUGUAAAUAUAGAUUUGUAAACAUAAAAUAUGUUUACAUCUUUUCAUGUUAUUGUAUUGAGAAUCUGCGAUGGACUGGCGACCUGUCCAGGGUGUCCCCCGCCUUUCGCCCAAUAUUAGCUGGGAUAGGCUCCAGCCCCCCGCGACCCUGUACACAGGAUAAGCGGUUGACGAUGGAUGGAUGGAUGGAUGUAUUGAGAAUUUCAUAACGAACAUCUUUUUCACAUUAGGAUACAGAGAUUUACACAACGAUCAUCUAUUUUUCAUUACGGUAAUGAGAAUUUCACAAUGAUCAUAUUUUCACAUUACAGUAAUUACAAUUUAACUAUGAUCAUCUUUUUUGUGCAUUACGGUAAUGAGAAUAUCAUGAUGAUAUAUUUUUUUUUUAAGUUGCAGUAAUGAGAAUUUCUGAUUCAACUUUUUUUCACAUGACUGUAAUGAGAAUUUCACAACGAUCAUCUAUUUUUCAUUACGGUAAUGAGAAUUUCACAAUGAUCAUAUUUUCACAUUACAGUAAUUACAAUUUAACUAUGAUCAUCUUUUUUGUGCAUUACGGUAAUGAGAAUAUCAUGAUGAUAUAUUUUUUUUUUAAGUUGCAGUAAUGAGAAUUUCUGAUUCAACUUUUUUUCACAUGACUGUAAUGAGAAUUUCACAACGAUCAUCUUUUUUUUCAUGUGGUAAUGAGAAUUGGGGGUCAAAAUGUGCAAAACUGAAACAUAAUGAAAAUGUCACAAUGUAAAAAAUCAUAAAGGCCCUAAAAAUAGUUAGGAAGAUGCAAAAAAUAAUUGGUUUUGUGAGCUAUUUUGCUGAAAUAAGACCAGGAAAUAGUUCUGACUGGUUUCGUGAGAAUCCCCUCAGAUGCAUUACGUUAAUGUGAAUGUGGGGGAAAAUGUGCAUCGUCAUGAAAAUAAUAUCACAUGCUGUUUAAUGUCCUGGAAGAGUUCACAUGCAGCGUUUACACUCAAACGCAUUUUGAAGAAUUUUAACCGUGUUUUAUACCAGCCUCUAUUUCCCUCGAAUGUUUUUAUUAGAUUUUACUGAUGUUGAAAGCUGCAAACCAAGGAGUAACUGGACCGUCAUGGUCCUUAAAGAUUUCAACCCUCAAAUUGUAUUGGUUUGUAUUAUUUUUUAAAGAGAGUCAUUUAGUGUGGGCUUCUGAUUGAUUUGUGUGUACUGUGCUUGUAUAUUUAAGGUAGUAGCAGAGUUCUGUAUAACUGUAUUGAGAUGUAUUCCUCUGUAGAAUUACAUAAAGCCAUUCUGAUCUAAUGUGUAAAAACAACAAAAAACAUGAACCUCGUCUUUACCCCUCUCAAUUAUAAUAAUUAUUUUUUUAAUUUGUGUAAAUCUGAUUGAUUAAAAUCAAGGGCACAGUCUCCAUGGUUGUCGCUUGACUGUUUUAAAUGUGUUUUUAUGGGUUUACUCCAUUUCUUAUUCAACAAAUUCUUUAAAUGGAUUGACAUCUGCUUUUGUCUGUCUCUUGGUUUUAUUUUGUGAAGGGACACAAACUGAACAACUACUCAUGUUUUUCCACACAAUACUGCUGAAGUCUGUUAACCAUUUUUGUAUUGUUUGAUUUUAUUUUCCUGAGUUAAUCUGAAUAAAUUGAAGGUCUGCACUUGUAAUUGAAACACAAUGUUGACCUUGUAGAUGUCCCUGUUGGAUAACUUUUGUUUAUUCUUAAUUUCUGCCCUUGAUUAAAUUAAUGUAUGGAACCAAUAAAAUAUUGAAUUGACA
Molecule: messenger RNA, 3848 nt
Organism: Xyrauchen texanus (razorback sucker)
Lineage: Eukaryota; Metazoa; Chordata; Actinopteri; Cypriniformes; Catostomidae
Product: LIM domain-binding protein 1-like
Exons: 11
Coding region: 363-1484 (373 amino acids)
Biological process (GO): negative regulation of transcription by RNA polymerase II; nervous system development; positive regulation of transcription by RNA polymerase II
Cellular component (GO): transcription regulator complex; nucleus
Molecular function (GO): LIM domain binding
Source: RefSeq, a predicted model, not a curated record